AUGGCGAUUCAAUUCUGCGAUGUCUGCGGAGACACGCUGCCCGUCUCCAAGGACGAAAAAGUCUGCUGUGAGUGUUGCGGCACGAGCAACAAAAACACUCUGCUCAACAGCGUCACCGUCUCUUCCACCAGUAACUUCCCCUCGGACCUGCGCAAGAAGCGCACCAUCAACGCGCCCAAGCCCAUGUCCUCGACCGACACGUGGUCCACGACGGACCUGACGUGCCCCGAGUGCCAGGCCAAAGAGGUGCGCUACACGACGCUGCAGCUGCGCAGCGCCGACGAGGGCUCCACCAUGUUUUACUUUUGCCCGGACUGCUCCGCGAGGAUCAGGUGGAACGAGAACAACUAG
Molecule: messenger RNA, 351 nt
Organism: Hirsutella rhossiliensis
Lineage: Eukaryota; Fungi; Ascomycota; Sordariomycetes; Hypocreales; Ophiocordycipitaceae
Product: transcription factor s-II (TFIIS) domain-containing protein
Exons: 3
Coding region: 1-351 (116 amino acids)
Biological process (GO): termination of RNA polymerase I transcription; DNA-templated transcription
Cellular component (GO): RNA polymerase I complex
Molecular function (GO): DNA-directed RNA polymerase activity; zinc ion binding; nucleic acid binding
Source: RefSeq, a predicted model, not a curated record